This is a messenger RNA of Monoraphidium neglectum, 159 nucleotides long. RefSeq lists its product as hypothetical. NCBI's taxonomy places the organism in Eukaryota, Viridiplantae, Chlorophyta, Chlorophyceae, Sphaeropleales, Selenastraceae. The record is from RefSeq and is a predicted model, not a curated record. The annotation marks the transcript as partial. The transcript has a single exon.
GUUGCAGCAGCAGCUAGGAGCCAGCAGCAGCAGCAGCAGCAGCAGCAGCAGCAGCAGCAGCAGCAGCAGCAGCAGCAGCAGCAGCAGCAGCAGCAGCAGCAGCAGCAGCAGCAGCAGCAGCAGCAGCGGCAAGGAGCCAACAGCAGCAGCAGCUGCUAG